AUGGCGGGUCGGCGUGGGGCGCUGAUCGUCUUGGAGGGCGUGGACCGCGCCGGCAAGAGCACGCAGAGCCGCAAGCUGGUCGCCGCGCUGUGCGCCGACGGUUACCGCGCCGAGCUGCUCCGCUUCCCGGAAAGAUCAACUGAAAUUGGCAAACUUCUCAGUUCCUACUUGGAGAAGAAAACCGAAGUGGAGGACCACUCUGUGCAUCUGCUCUUCUCUGCAAACCGCUGGGAACAAGUGCCUUUAAUUAGAGACAAGCUGGACCAAGGCGUCACCCUCGUUGUGGACCGGUACGCUUUUUCUGGUGUCGCCUUUACAGCGGCCAAAGAGAACGUCUCCCUAGACUGGUGCAAGCAGCCGGACGUGGGCCUCCCCAGGCCCGACCUGGUCCUGUUCCUGCAGCUGCAGCUGGCAGACGCCGCCCGGCGCGGUGGGUUUGGCCGGGAGCGCUACGAAGAUGGAGCCUUCCAGGAGCGGGCUCUGCACUGCUUCCAGCAGCUCAUGCAGGACCCGAGCCUGGACUGGAAGGAGCGUGGAGGACGUGCACAAGGAGAUCCGCGCCUUGUCCAAGGAUGCCAUCCAGGCCGCCAUGCAGAUGCCGUUGGGCCAGCUGUGGAUGUAGGCGACCGGGCCCCGCUGUUCUGCCAGGACGCCAGCAUUUGCCCAUGAGUGUGUGCAGGCAGAGGGGACACGUGGGCAACAUCUCAUGAGCUGGGUAAUGUAGCUGAGGGGCUUGGAGGACCAGGGUGUCUCCUCCCUGCCAC
Trichechus manatus latirostris (Florida manatee) is the source of this 764-nucleotide messenger RNA. It is a transcript of the gene DTYMK, whose product is annotated as deoxythymidylate kinase. Gene Ontology annotation, biological process: dUDP biosynthetic process; dTTP biosynthetic process; dTDP biosynthetic process. Gene Ontology annotation, cellular component: mitochondrion; cytosol; cytoplasm. The record is from RefSeq and is a predicted model, not a curated record. NCBI's taxonomy places the organism in Eukaryota, Metazoa, Chordata, Mammalia, Sirenia, Trichechidae. The transcript has 5 exons. Gene Ontology annotation, molecular function: nucleoside diphosphate kinase activity; ATP binding; dTMP kinase activity. The coding region runs from base 1 to 669 and encodes 222 amino acids.